Messenger RNA from Spodoptera littoralis (African cotton leafworm), 5583 nucleotides. Lineage: Eukaryota; Metazoa; Arthropoda; Insecta; Lepidoptera; Noctuidae. The record is from the annotation of a GenBank genome assembly.
GGAUCAACAGCGAACUAAAUUCAAAUAUUUCGGUUCAAACGUCAAACCAAUAACGAACACACGAAUGUUUGUGGAACCAAAUUGUUUUUUUGUUUGAUAUUUAGAAAAAAACGAUUGUGAAUCAGUAAUUAUUGUGUAAAGUGCAUACAAACUAUGUUAACUGUGUAAUUUGUGACAUUUGUGUAUUUUUAUAUUGUAUAAUAAUGGAUCCUUUCACUCAGCGUAUGUUAGAGAGGGCGCGGGCCAGACAGGAGAAGAUCGACCAAAAACUUGCAAGUACCGGACAGGUAGUUCCGAAGAGGAGACCUUUGGCAGAAAACAUCACUGUGCUAAAAUCCGAGAAUUCUCCUGUGAAGUCUCCUAAUAAAAUAUCUCGGGACUCUAUUUCAUCGCCUCGGAGGCUGUCUAAAGAUGGUUCAAAGUCUGAAACUCCUACAAAAGCUGUGGUUAAGAGAUCGAGUUUGAAGGCUGAUGUAGCGUCCCCGCAGCGGGGUCGCAACGACAUUGUGGUUACCAAGAAGGAGUUUAAAAGUCCAAAAAGGGGGAGUAUUAAUAGACGGAACUCCGAUGUAUCAGUGGAGAUCAAUAUUUCUCAUAGAAAUGAUAUUCAAAUUGAAGUGCAAGUUGAGGAAAGAGAUGCACCUAUCAGUGUUGUGUAUGACUCACAGGCAAACCCUGGAAGCAAUGUUAUCAUCAAGGAGAUCACAGAUGGCUCAUCCAUCAACUUGGAGAAGGCAAUUGAAGAUGCCUCCGAGGCCAAGACCCAACGAGGUGGACUGCGACACAAUGUCAAGUCCCGACUUGAUAGACUUGGCAAUCUGUAUUCAGAUAAGCCAACCCUCUCAUCGCCCAUCCACCGCACGGAGCUGGAGUUCACAUCAGCUACUCCACCAGAGCCCGAACAGCUGAAGCAGCAGAAGCCUCGCCCCCAGGACGGCAAGAAGAAGUUCGGCAGACUAGCCGCUUUAGCAGACCAGAUCAAUAACUGGGAAGAUGAUCUGACACAUCAUAUUCCACCUGAACCAGCAAAGAAGGCGAUAACCAAACCAGAGAUUAAGAAUAAGAAGGAGAAGAAGAUGGAGAAGCAGGAGAUACUGGAUGCAUCCACGGUAGAUGUGUCUAUACACUCGUUCCAGGACAUCAACAAAGUGCUGGAUACUACUACCAAGGCUAAACAGACCAACAAACACGUAGACUCGAACACAUACACGAAGUCUUCAGUGAACGAGUGCCAGAGACUAGGCAAGCAGAUUAUAGCAGAAUUGGAGGGCGAGGGUUACCGGCGAGUUUCGGCCAGCCAAUCGCGGCUUGUCUACGAAUUCACCACGAAAACCGCCGAUCCCGACCGACAGGAGCCGAAGUGUGCAUCGACUACCCCCAGUGCCGCUUCAGCCCCCAACAUGGCUACAAUGGUGGCCCCGUCACCCGUCGCCAACCCGGCCGUUACAAAAAAGCCUUCGAUCAAGAAAUACAGAGCGCCCACGCCGCCGCGGAAUGUUAUCACGGAAGAUGAAUGUGAAAGUGAAAAAGACAAAGAGAAUGCAGUGCAACUCGACAACGAAAAUGACGCAAGUGAUGAUUGUAAACAAACAAAACCGGAACCGGCGGACGACAAGCCGGCGCCGGAGAUGGGGUCGCCGUUAGUGAAAAGGUUGGCUCCGAAAAUAAACGGGAGUGUUGACAGGAGUUCUGUGUUGUCUAAGGCGGCGAUGUUCGAGACGGGCAGCCCGAAGGCGAAGGACCCCGCCGAAAUGUCAUUGAGGGAACGCAAAGCGCUCUUUGAAAAAAAUAAGGGCGCAGCAAUCGUGCCGAAGGCCCCCUUCGGCCUCGCACCCUCCGUAAAGACCCUGCACGGAGACAAUAAAGCUGACAAGAAGCCAUUGGCUCAGAAGAAUACGCCAUCUAAGACGCCAUCUUUGGCUAGUUCUAGAAGUAACUCUAAAGACGAUAAUUCUGAUGACAAUAUAAGUCAGAGUUCCGUGGGAGGUGGGAUUAAGGAUAAACUAGCUGCACUGUUUAAUAAGGAGCAGACGAUCAGUGAAUCUACUAUUGCUAACAAGUUUAAACAGGAGAGGGAGAAGGAAAUGGAGAUGCUACAGAACAGAUUUCAUUAUAAGCCAAAACAAGAAAAAGAAGACACUCCAAAUGAUUCUGAUGAUGACACAAGUGAACACGAUCCUUCAGAGAAGGCUCCCCUCAUGGGCAGUACUGUAAGUCUCUCGCAAAACAACAAGAAACCAGAGAUCAUUUCCAACCUACCCAAAGUUAUCUUUGACGAGAAGAAAUCCGAAGCUUUGAACGAUAAGGAGAAAGAGAUUGAGAAAGAAGACAGAGUUAUUGGAUCACAACCUGUUAAAAGACGAAGUUCCCAAGACUCGCCAGUUGUCCUAUCAGUUCUAGACGAUGUAAAGAGAAUUAAAGUAAAUAACGGCAAAAAGGAACCACAAACUAACGGAGCGGUGUUACAGCAACCAGCCAGUCUGUACCCACAUCUGUCAGACAUUGAAACUGAUACAUCUCAUAAUCAGGAUGAAUACUCCGAUUGCGGAGGAUCAAGUUCCGAGGAUUACCUUCAGGAUACGCGAGACAGACUUAACAAAUCUGAUAACUGGGCUGAAACAUCCUUCGGUCGUGAAGUUAUGAAUGUUGUAAAGAAAAAUAACACAAGCUACAAGAAGGCGGUCCGUGAGUGUGACUCUGACAGCAGCGGCGCGGACAGUGAGCUGGACGAUAUCUUGGACGAGGCUAUCAAUGAGCAGAGCGAAGGACCUACACCGCCUAAACUAAAUAAGGAGCGCUCGGCCUUCAAGUCGCCGCUGAAGGUGCAGCCGGCCACUCCUGCCAGGCACGACAAGGGCGGCGAGCUGGUGCACAGCGUCAGCUUCUACAGGCGUAUGCAGAACCAGUCCACAACGCCAUCAACUCCAAUGCGCGUGGUCCGGCACGUGUCGCCGGAACGUGAGCCGCCCGCCACGCCGGACGAGCCCACCGCCAACGUCACCACCGUACGGGAGCGCAUCAAGGAACUCCAGAACGAAAUCGCUAAACAACAAACUGUUAUAUCGCAGGCGAGUCAAGCUUUGAACCUAUGCGCUGCUACUAUAGAAUUCAGCGGCUCCACCGAACAGGCAGAGGGCGAAAGACUGUUGCUAUUAGCGACCCACCGGCGCCAAGCGUGCCUGCACGAGCUGCAGCGGCUGCAGGUGGAGGGCGCGGGCCCGGCCGCCGCGCCCGGCAUGGCCUCGCUACAACUCGCUCACCUCGCCGUGCCGCUCAAACGGGAUUAUGUCAGGCAACUUAACGCAGACGGCGCGGUGGGUCACCACGCGGUGUGCCUGGUGAAGUGCCGCGACCGCGUGCUGGCCACCUGCAUGCGGCAGACGCAGCCCACCGCCAACGUACUGCACUUCCCCGACGACAUACAGAUGCUUGGACUCGCUAGCGACUUCAAGGUGACAGUGGAAGUGUACCUACUACAAGCAUCGAAGGAAGUGUUGUCACACGAGAUGAAAUACCACAUUUCUAACAAAAAGUCAACUUCAAAGCUCCUGACACCGAAAUCAAAGAUAUCAGAGCUGAAGGCGCCCCGCGUACAAAGUCCAGCGGGACCUAUGGCGGUCCGCUCGCCACAGUUCUCGUUGCACGGAUACUGCAUCUUCGCACUGCAACAGUCUACUAGGAAGAACUUUACGCUGAAUAAGGUCCCAGGCGGCAGUCCUCUAGAAGGCUCGGUGAACCUAGAGAUAAAGGCUCGCGUACAAGUAUCGCCGCCGGCGCCGCACGCGGCCUUCCUCACUGCGUUCGACGAUGUGUCCGGACUCGGAGCGUGGCACCGACGGUGGUUCAGGCUGCAGCCUCCUCGACUGGCCUACUGGAAGUACCCUGAUGAUGUGCAGAAGAAGAUGCCAAUCGGUGACAUAGACCUCUCGACAGUGAUAUCAGAUCGCGUAAUCAAGGCACCGCGCGACCUCUGCGCCCGUCCGAACACGAUCCUUCUAGAAUCCUCCAUACCAGCCGGUUUGAUCGUCCCGGAUUCAGGAUCCCUAGUCUACGUCCGACGGCCAGACGGAUCUGUCGUUAGACGCCAUCUCCUAGCCGCUGAUACGCCUAAGGACAGAGAUAUUUGGCUCGACUGCUUGAACAAGGCGUUAGAAUAUGUUAGAUGCUGCGGCACAGAAGACGAUUGAGUGGAGUAAGAAUCUUUGAUGUUUUCUUUAGAUUUUUCUAUGAAGAGGUUUGUUGUAUUUUAAAUGGUGGACGUGUAGAAAUUUGAGCCUUUUAAACAAGGAGUUAGUUGUCAAAGUAGAUUGAAAGGUUUUGUUGUAAACUGUGGAGUUAAUGAAUGUAUUUUUACUUCCUCAAUACAUUUUAUAUUGCUGAUUUUGCGUAAGACUCCUAUUGUACCAGAUAUAUUAUAGGCAAUAACAUACGAGCUUGGACGAGCUGAUUGAUUAGAUAAUUGGAGCCGGCCAAUCAGAGGCCACGUUCUGCGCUGUGAUUGGCCGGUGUCAAUGAACCAACAAAUCAAAACGCCGAACGCGUUCUCCUUUCGAUUACUUUUAACGUAAAUCUAACUUGUACUAAGCCCUUAGAGCGUUGAACACAGUCUCGUUUCGAUUAAUUUCAACGUAAAACAAAGGCCUCAGGCCUUUUACAUUGAUCUUGUCAAAAAUGGGUAUUACAUAUUAUAACCCUUACUAACCACCCUUAUAUCAUCUCUUAUCUAAGAGUUUGUCGGUGUCACUUAUAGGUAGAUGAAAACCAAAAUGUUAAGCGCCAUCUAAGCUUAGGAGUUCUUUAAAAUUUAAAAGAGGUUGGGGUAUACGGGCCGUUUUCCUUCGAAGAUAAAAAGUCGUUCAAUACUCCACAGUGAUUGUAUAACCUUUAAAAUACGACAACCUCUUCAUAUUUGUACAUUAAAUUAACUACUAUAAUAUCUUUAACAUAGCAAGUAACGAUAGAAUGUAGUAUGUCAAUUAUUUGUCUAUUUUUAUACAUACAUGGAAUGGAUUAUAAACAUGUGAUAAACAGGAAUCAUUAAAAGACAUCGUUCUGUGAUUUUUGAUGAAAUAUGUAUGGAUUAGUCUUUUUUAUUGGAUUGAUGGUAAUUGAUAAGGCUUUUUCUAAAGUAAAAUUGUCUAGAAUACCAUAUUUAUGUUACCUGUCUAUUCAGAUACUCAAAUGGCACUCGAUUUUAAGUCGUGCUUAACUAUAGUUCUGUCAGUACAAAUUGUUUGUAAAAUGACAGAGAAGACACAAUAGGGUAGACGACUAAUUUUUAUUUUAAUGUCCGUCUGAUAGAUUAUUUAAAAACAUUAGACACGUAUUUUUUCUUUUCUCACAGAAACGAAUAGUUUCGAAGAUAUAUUGAUUUAAAAUGUCGCGUGACGUCACUUCUCAGUACAUUUUAUACUAAGAAAUGACGUUUUAGCCCCCACUCCUAAACUUUGAUUCGUUUUAUCUAAGUAUUGUUUUAUUAUACGACAAAAUAAAAAAAUACGUAUCUAAUAUUUUUUCAUUACCUAACUUACGGACUAAUUAUAUUUUUAAUUUUCAUACCCUGUCAUCAUCCCCAUACAAGGU